Messenger RNA from Argentina anserina (silverweed cinquefoil), 2144 nucleotides. RefSeq lists its product as uncharacterized. NCBI's taxonomy places the organism in Eukaryota, Viridiplantae, Streptophyta, Magnoliopsida, Rosales, Rosaceae. Gene Ontology annotation, molecular function: oxidoreductase activity. The record is from RefSeq and is a predicted model, not a curated record. The coding region runs from base 20 to 1864 and encodes 614 amino acids. The transcript is spliced from 3 exons.
CUCCUCUACAAAACCAAACAUGCCACCGCUCACUCCCACAAAGCUCUCCUUCCCCCUCACCUCCCCACUCCUCCACCACCUCCGCCCCUCCUCCUCCGCCACCAUGUCCUUCUCCUCCUCUUCUCCCCUCUCCAACCCCAAACAACAAGAGUCACAUGACCAAAACCUCUCCCAAGUCCUCAAAUACCACAACACCACCAAGCACCACUUCACCCGCUACGCCCGAGGCCCUCACGGCCUCGACUGGGCCAACCAGCCCAACCCCUUCCGCCGCUACCUCCCCGCCCCUCUCCUCCCUCUCCUCCACCCCACACCCUCCUCCUCCUCCUAUCCUUCCCCUCUCUACUCCUCCAUCUUCACCUCCCUCCCUCCUCCCCAGCCCCUCUCCCUCUCCUCCCUCUCCCACCUCCUCUUCUCCUCCCUCGCCCUCUCCGCCUGGAAAUCCACCUCCUUCUCCACCUGGUCCCUCCGCGUCAACCCCAGCAGCGGCAACCUCCACCCCACCGAGGCUUACGUCAUCUCCCCUCCCAUUUCGGACUCCUCCGCAUUCGUCGCGCACUACGCGCCCAAGGAGCACGCGCUGGAGCUCCGCGCGGAAAUCCCGCCGCGUUUCGCGGACUUACUCCCGAAAAACUCGUGUUUAGUUGGGCUGACGUCGGUUUUCUGGCGGGAGGCCUGGAAAUACGGGGAGCGGGCUUUUCGGUAUUGUAACCAUGACGUGGGGCACGCGGUUGCGGCGGUGGCGGUGGCGGCGGCGGAGCUGGGGUGGGAUGUGAAGAUACUUGAUGGGUUGGGGUGUGGGGAUUUGGAGAAGCUUAUGGGGGUUGGGGUGCCGGAGGGUUUCGAGAUUCCGGCGAGAGCUAUGAAGGGGAGGAUGCCGGAGAUUGAGUUUGAGCAUCCGGAUUGUGUGAUGUUGGUUUUUCCUAGUGGAGGUGGGAAUGUUGAGGUGGACUAUGAGAAGUUGAGCUUGGCGAUUUCGGGGUUUUCGGAGUUGGAGUGGAAGGGGAAGCCUAAUGUGCUUAGUAAGGAGCACAUAUGUUGGGAUUUGAUAUAUAAAACGGCCGAGGCAGUGAAGAAAGAGAGGGAUUUAGGGGCAAAGUUUUCGGUUGAUGAGUUUCCGAGUAGUGGGAGUUGUAGUGAGGAUUGCUAUAAGGGUUUUACAGUUAGGGAGGUUGUUAGGAAGAGGAGGAGUGCUGUGGAUAUGGAUGGGGUGACUGUAAUGGAGAGGGAUACGUUUUAUCAGAUUCUGUUGCAUUGUCUUCCUUCGGGGAGUGGAGUGAAGCAGAAGCGGCAGCUGGCAUUGCCGUUUCGUGCUCUUUCGUGGGAUGCGCAGGUCCAUGCUGCUUUGUUUGUUCAUAGGGUGAAGGGACUGCCGGAGGGGUUGUAUUUCUUGGUGAGGAAUGAGGAUCAUUUUGAUGAGCUCAAGAAAUCUAUGAAGUCUAGCUUUAAGUGGGUGAAACCUGAAGGGUGUCCGGAAGAUCUUCCUUUGUAUGAACUGCAGAGAACUGAUUGUCAGGCUGUUGCGGAAAGGCUCUCCUGCCAUCAGGAAAUUGCCAGCCAUGGCUGCUUCAGCCUUGGCAUGGUGGCUUGUUUCGAGCCACUAUUGCAGGACAAGAAAGUGUGGAUGUAUCCUCGAUUGUUUUGGGAGACUGGAGUUUUAGGUCAAGUGUUGUACCUUGAAGCACAUGCAAUUGGCAUUUCUGCAACAGGAAUCGGUUGUUAUUUUGAUGAUCCUGUGCAUGAAUUGCUGGGGUUGAAGGGAUCAAACUUCCAGAGUUUAUAUCAUUUCACAGUGGGAGGCCCAGUCAUCGAUAAGCGAAUUAUGAGUCUACCAGCUUAUCCUGGCCCUGGUGUUGAUGCCUGAAAACAGGGUUUUUAGUUGGGUGUAGAUUUUAUGUCAUGGUGUAGAUUUAUCAUCACCAUACUGCUUUUAUGUCAUGGUUGUAUAGAUAUAGAUUUACUAUUUAUCACCCGGCAAUAGAUGUUAACUGGUCAACAAGUGCAGUCAAGUGCUUAUGUACCUAGGAAUAGUUAGAACUGCUGAGCAUUAUUUCUUCAUUCCAUUGAAUGGCUUAGCCGCAUGCUUCUUAUGAUGUGUCAAGUAUUAUAAAUGGUUUCCACUCUAAAUGGUCUGCGGUUAUAUA